Colletotrichum fioriniae is the source of this 1995-nucleotide messenger RNA. The record is from RefSeq and is a predicted model, not a curated record. Lineage: Eukaryota; Fungi; Ascomycota; Sordariomycetes; Glomerellales; Glomerellaceae.
AUGCUCCCUCGGCCAGUCACUCGGGCGCUUGCCCUGUCUCUCUUUGUUCUCGUACUGAACACGGGCUACGUGGCUUCACGCAAUCUGAUUCCAGCGGCGGCCUUGUCAGACUAUGUCACCCGCCAGCAGGGAAUGAUUGCCGAUACUCCGGCGCCAAUGGGCACUUUGCUAGAUGCAGAGGGCGGCCAGCAACAGAAGCCGCUCGACUGUUUUCAAGUCGCACAGCCAGUGUUGGGUCCCAAAGGCCCCAUCUACCAGGCGUUGACGGGCAGCUUUGAUGAUGGCAAGGGUAAAUCUCCGACGACGGAUCCCAAAGAGUGCAAAGUGCAGUUGAUGGACCACUCUUUUGGUAACAGCUUCGACAAGCCCUUUGUUGGCGACUACAAACCCCCUGGCUGCGACUUCAACCGCGUCAUUGUAAACUUUACUGCCACCUCUGCAGGCCGCCAACUGGAUCGGUUGGCUUUGUUGUAUCUCGGCGACACGGAGGUAUGGAGAACAUCCACUGCGGAGCCCAGAGCGGCGCCCGGAAUCACCUGGACCUAUUGGAAAGACAUGACCCCGUAUCUUAGUCUCUGGAAGACUCCCCAGAAGAUCAUUUUCGACUUGCCCAACCUCAUCGACGACAGGUUUACGGGCCCCUUCAACUGCACCCUGACCGCAACCUUUUUCAAAAGCGACGUCGAAACCGACAGUGCACCCCCGGCUGACCUCAUCAUCCCCAUCUCGUCACGGAACGCGUCCUCCAACACAGGCAGUGCCUGGCAAGUGCCUGAACGUGAAGCCGUGAGCACUGUCAAAUUUCCGCGCAAUGCCAAUCGAGCAGUCUUCUCCGUCUCGGCCAAUGGCCAAGGAACCGAGGAAUUCUGGUGGAGCAACGUCCUUCAGAGCGAUGCUGCAGCUUUCAAUGCCACUGUCGGUAUGGCCCCGGAUGGCAGCCCGUGGCGUGAGGUGCAAGUCAUCAUUGAUGAUCAGCUAGCUGGGGUUCAAUGGCCGUUCCCUGUUAUUUUCACUGGAGGCGUGGUCCCCAGCUUUCAUCGGCCACUCGUAGGCCUUGAUGCCUAUGAUUUACGGGAACACGAGAUCGAUAUCUCGCCAUGGCUCCCGGUUCUAAGUGAUGACAAGGAGCACACAUUCAAGAUCAAAGUCGCCGGCCUCGCGGAUGACGGGCAAAAAACUUUUGUCAAUACGACAGUUGGCAACUUUUGGGUUGUGUCUGGCAAAGUUUUCCUAUGGCUGGACGAAGAGGGCUCCAUCACGACUGGGAAACCACCCACCGUAUCAAUCUCCGACCCUGAUAUCAAAAUCACUGGUCGGGCCCUAGGAAAGAACUCUACAGGCGCCAACGAAACUCUUGCAUUCAAUCUGGAUGUGACGAGGGUGAUCUCUGUCAAAGGCGAAGUAGUCUCCAAGAAAGGAACCAAGAACCCAGAAUGGACUCAAAAGUUAUCGUACACCAACAAUGCGACGCUAGGCCAGUUUGGUCGCAAUGGCUUCAAUAACUUCAUCAUCACCGGAACAGACGAACUGACGGGGAUGGGCACAUACAAAUCAACAUAUUCGUACCCGCUGAUCGUCAAUCAAACUGCCAACAUGUCAGCAAAUGGUGAUCUGAGCCUGGACGCAACACUAUUCCAAGAACUGAGGUUGGAAGUCGAAGGUGUCGGUGUAUACCCGACCGGGCUUGAGGCUUACAAUAACCCAACCCGCAACAGGCAGGGACAAAGCAGCCAGUACAAGACUUCCAAACUCUCGACGUUCCGGAACGGAACGGCAGUCUUCAACAUGCCGGCAGAUAUGAAGAGCAGCUCAGCAUUUGGCACUACUAGGCAAGUGUUCCGGUUCAGCGGCGGCCGGGACGGGGCACGUGACGUGGAGCUAUACACGAGGAGAGUGAGAGCAAGCAACAACACGGUGCUCUCCGACGAAGAAAAGUCUGCCGAUGGUCGUGAGAAGGUUUUGACCGUCUCAGACCCUUUAGGAGAAGCCAAUUAA